ACAUAGAAUACCCCACAAUACCACACCAAACAUCGGCUACCCCACAAUCCAAUACCAAACACCGGCUACCCCACAAUCCCACUCCAAACAUCGUUAACCCCACAAUACCACUCCAAACAUCGCUAACCCCACAAUCCCACACCAAACAUCAUCAAUCAAACCAUCCCACACCAAACAUCGUCAACCCCACAAUCCCACACCAAACAUCAUCAAUCAAACCAUCCCACACCAAACAUCGUCAACCCCACAAUCCCACACCAAACAUCAUCAAUCAAACCAUCCCACACCAAACAUCGUCAACCCCACAAUCCCACACCAAACAUCAUCAAUCAAACCAUCCCACACCAAACAUCGUCAACCCCACAAUCCGACACCAAACAUCGUCAACCACACCAUACCACACCAAACAUUGUCAACCACAGCAUACCACACCAAACACCGGCUACCCCACAAUCCCACUCCAAUCAUCGUUAACCCCACAAUCCCACACCAAACACCGGCUACCCCACAAUCCUACUCCAAACAUCGUUAACCCCACAGUCCCACAGCAAACAUCGUCAACCCCACAAUCCCACAGCAAACAUCGUCAACCCCACAAUCCUACACCAAACAUCUCCAACCACACCAUACCACACCAAACAUCGUCAAUUUCACCAUACCACACCAACCAUCGUCAACCACACCAUCCCACACCAAACAUCGCCAACCACACCAUACCUCACCAAUCAUCGUCAACCACACCAUACCACACCAAACAUCGUCAACCACACCAUACCACACCAAACAUCGCCAACCACACCAUACCACACCAAACAUCGUUAAUUUCACCAUACCUCACCAAUCAUCGUCAACCACACCAUACCACACCAAACAUCGUCAACUACACAAUACCACACCAAUCAUCGUCAACCACACAAUCCCACACCAAACAUCGCCAACCACAUAAUACCUCACCAAUCAUCGUCAACCACACCAUACCACACCAAACAUCGUCAACCACACCAUACCACACCAAACAUCGCCAACCACACCAUGCCACACCAAACAUCGUUAAUUUCACCAUACCUCACCAAUCAUCGUCAACCACACCAUACCACACCAAACAUCGUCAACUACACCAUACCACACCAAUCAUCGUCAACCACACAAUCCCACACCAAAAAUCGUCAACCAUAGAAUCCCACACCAAACAUCGUCAACAAAACCAUCCCACACCAAACAUCAUCAACCCCACCAUCCCACAUCAAACAUCGUCAACCCCACCAUCCCACAUCAAACAUCGUCAACCCCACUAUCUCACGCCAAACAUCGUCAAACUCACCAUCCCUAACAUCGUCAACCACACCAUCCCACAUCAAACACCGUCAACCCAACAAUCUCACGCCAAACAUCGUCACAAUCUCACGCACGAUAUCUUCGUUCACUGUCCUCUCUCAUACAACGUAUAUUACUCCAUACCUCACUUUCACCUACAGUACACACCAACAUCGUCUGCUGGAUAA
This is a messenger RNA of Mizuhopecten yessoensis (Yesso scallop), 1502 nucleotides long. RefSeq names its product proteoglycan 4-like. The transcript has a single exon. Lineage: Eukaryota; Metazoa; Mollusca; Bivalvia; Pectinida; Pectinidae. The annotation marks the transcript as partial. The record is from RefSeq and is a predicted model, not a curated record.